AUUCGCUUCCGGGUGAAGAUUACCUCUGCUUUAGACGAAAUGAAAUAACAACAACGUUACUUUCUUUUGUUGCUCUUUGUCAUUUUAAGGAAGGGUAAAUGAUCCUUAUGGAUAAUGGGUGUCUUCAGUUCAGCCUCGGAUAGAUUAGUCAACGAGCUGCUAAAGAAACAUCUACAGAGUUUAAAGAAAUCAUUGAAGCUGAGGAAGAGAUCAAUGGUCAGGUGGGACACCCCCAGAUAAUCUUACACCGUAAAGAGCUAUAGUAUUAUUUAGAGAUGGAGGAGGAUCUAGCUCACCGGCAGCUCUGCAAAAAGGAUAGCAAGUUCAAUUUGGGCCAGAAGGAAACAAAACCUCUGCAGAUAAAAGAAGAGCAGGUGGAGCAAGAACUUUGCCUACUUAAAGAGCAGCAGGAGGAGUUCGAACCUUCCCAAAUAAAAGAGGAAAAAGAAGAACUUGAUAUCAGUCAGGAUGACGAGCAUCUCUUGGUGAAGUGGAAGACUUAUACCUUUGAGGUUUCUCCAGUCAGUGAAGAAAAAUACCCCCUUGAGCCAGACGGACAUGAACUGGACUUUCAGAAUGCUUUUGAUGCUGGGGACCAGGAUCAGGAAGAAAACAAUCCCGGCGACUCGGGAUUAAGACGAGACGAAGAGCUGGAAAAAAAUAAGAGAUGUUGGAAAAAUCUCUUUUCUGGUGAAGUGCAUGAUGGGUUUUCCCCUCAAGAUAGUUCCAGGACUAAACAGAUGGGAAUUCACACAGAAGCGUUCUCCAUUGCUGACGAUCAUCCCACAUCACUGAGAAAACCACAAACAUCUAAUCAUGGAUGGAGUGAAACGCAGGACAAUGGGCUUCAAACCAGGGUCCCACCAGUUGAAAGUGAUGACAGCUGCCUAAGUGACAGCGACAGUAGCGAUGAGGACAACAGGCCUAAACCGGGUGAUGACAGCAGCAGUGACGAAGACUACGACGGCAACAAUGAGCCACCUCCCAGGACAAGCGCCACUGGCGCCAGCAGUAAACCGAGAACGUGGCAAAAGUUAGUUUGGGAGAAGGUGCAACAACAGAACUCGGCGAAAGAUGUUCCAAUCUGGCGAGGUUCUCUUCCCAGUGCUGCUGAAACCAGAGAGCCCAUUCAGUAUUUCCGAGACUUUUUCGACGCUGAUCUCAUGAAUACUAUUGUACAACAAAGCAAUCUCUAUUAUACGCAAGAAAGUACACACAACCGGUACAGUGGCCUCAAACUGGACCGAAAUGAACUUGAGCAGUUUAUUGGCACUUUGGUGUACAUGAGCGUUGUUCAUCUACCUAAGUCAAGAAUGUACUGGUCCAGUGAAUGUCGGGUAGAGCAGGUGGCUGAUGUGAUGACCCGAGAGAGAUGGAAAAAAAUUAAGGAAUUCAUCCAUUUCAAUGACAACAGAAACAUGACCGCCAACAGUCAAGAUGUGCUGUUUAAAAUCAGGCCUGUCAUUGAUGCGCUUCUUCAGAAGUUUAACAGCCUCCCUCAAGAUCAGAUGUUGUCUGUUGCUCAGCAAAUGGUCCCUUUCAAAGCUACAUCUAGUCUGACACAUUAUAUCCCCAAGAGGUUGCGCAAAUGGGGGUACAAAAUAUUUGUGCUGUGUGACUCAAAGGGCCUGGUGCAUUCCUUUGACAUAUUUACAGGGAAGACGGAUCCUGUUCCCGGAGAACCAGACCUCGGGCCAAGUGGAAACAUCGUCCUGAAGCUUGCAAAAGUUGUUAGUGGUUCUGUCGGUCACCUCUUGUUUUUUGACAGCUGGUUUUCGUCUCUUGUUCUUGCAAACAAAGGGAUACUCUCCAUUGGGACUGUGGAGCAAAGUGGCCUCCAAGGGUGCAGUUUUAGCACAGACCCUGAGAUGAAGAAGAAGGGAAUUGGGGCAUUUGAAGAGAAAAGGGCUGCCAUUGACAGUUUAGAAUUAAGAGCGGUGAAAUGGUUUGACUACAGAGGGAUGAUCGUUGCUAGCACGUUUGCCAGUGCCCAGCCUGUAUCCAACAUCCAAAAAUGGGACAGAAAGUUGAAACAGAAGGUUUCUGUGGAAUGCCCAAGCAUCAUCAACCUGCACAACAAGUUUGUGGCUGGCGUUGACGCUCUGGAUGCACUGAUUACAUCUCACCGCAUCCAGAUUAGGUCCAAAAAGUACUACCAGCGGUUAUUUUUUCAUUUUGUUGACGUGGUCAUCGUAAACAGCUGGCUGCUAUAUCGACGUGAUUGUAAAUCCCUGGAUGUUCCAAGAAAGAACCAGAAGGACUUCCUUACUUUUAGGAUUUCAAUAGCACAAGCGCUCUGCUUGCAGGGCAAGGACCUGUCCAGCAAGAAGAGAGGCUGGCUUUUCUUUGACGUCGAAAGUGAAUUUGAAAAGAAGAAACGGAGGGGUCCCGCUAAGGCUAUUCCAACACCCAAAGUCCGUUCGGACGCUGUAGGCCACUGGCCAGUGGUGGAAAGCGCACGGCAACGCUGCAAACUCCCAAACUGUAAGGGCCAGACUGUCUUCAAAUGUUCAAAGUGCAAUGUGCACCUCUGCCUCAAGAAGAGCAAGAACUGUUUUGUGGAGUUUCACAAGUAG
Molecule: messenger RNA, 2576 nt
Organism: Fundulus heteroclitus (mummichog)
Lineage: Eukaryota; Metazoa; Chordata; Actinopteri; Cyprinodontiformes; Fundulidae
Product: piggyBac transposable element-derived protein 2
Exons: 4
Coding region: 276-2576 (766 amino acids)
Source: RefSeq, a predicted model, not a curated record